This is a messenger RNA of Rattus rattus (black rat), 2623 nucleotides long. RefSeq names its product eukaryotic translation elongation factor 1 alpha 1 (gene Eef1a1). The record is from RefSeq and is a predicted model, not a curated record. Bases 162 to 1550 code for a protein of 462 amino acids. Gene Ontology annotation, biological process: translation; translational elongation. NCBI's taxonomy places the organism in Eukaryota, Metazoa, Chordata, Mammalia, Rodentia, Muridae. The transcript is spliced from 8 exons. Gene Ontology annotation, molecular function: GTPase activity; translation elongation factor activity; GTP binding.
GGCAAACUGGGAAAGUGGUGUCGUGUGCUGGCUCCGCCCUCUUCCCGAGGGUGGGGGAGAACGGUAUAUAAGUGCGGUAGUCGCCUUGGACGUUCUUUUUCGCAACGGGUUUGCCGUCAGAACGCAGGUGUUGUGAAAGCCACCGCUAAUUCAAAGCAAAAAUGGGAAAGGAAAAGACUCACAUCAACAUCGUCGUAAUUGGACACGUAGAUUCCGGCAAGUCCACCACAACCGGCCACCUGAUCUACAAAUGUGGUGGAAUCGACAAAAGAACCAUCGAAAAGUUUGAGAAGGAGGCUGCGGAGAUGGGAAAAGGCUCCUUCAAGUAUGCCUGGGUCCUGGACAAACUGAAAGCUGAGCGUGAGCGUGGUAUCACUAUUGACAUCUCCCUGUGGAAAUUUGAGACCAGCAAGUACUAUGUGACUAUCAUUGAUGCCCCAGGACACAGAGACUUCAUCAAGAACAUGAUUACAGGCACAUCUCAGGCUGACUGUGCUGUCCUGAUUGUUGCUGCUGGUGUUGGUGAAUUUGAAGCUGGUAUCUCCAAGAACGGGCAGACCCGUGAGCAUGCUCUUCUGGCUUACACUUUGGGUGUGAAACAGCUAAUUGUUGGUGUCAACAAAAUGGAUUCCACCGAGCCACCAUACAGUCAGAAGAGAUACGAGGAAAUCGUUAAGGAAGUCAGCACCUACAUUAAGAAAAUUGGCUACAACCCUGACACAGUAGCAUUUGUGCCAAUUUCUGGUUGGAAUGGUGACAACAUGCUGGAGCCAAGUGCUAAUAUGCCGUGGUUCAAGGGAUGGAAAGUCACCCGCAAAGAUGGCAGUGCCAGUGGCACCACGCUGCUGGAAGCUUUGGACUGCAUUCUGCCGCCAACUCGUCCAACUGACAAGCCUCUGCGACUGCCCCUCCAGGAUGUCUAUAAAAUUGGCGGCAUUGGCACUGUCCCCGUGGGCCGAGUGGAAACUGGUGUUCUCAAACCUGGCAUGGUGGUUACCUUUGCUCCAGUCAAUGUAACAACUGAAGUCAAGUCUGUGGAAAUGCACCAUGAAGCUUUGAGUGAAGCUCUGCCUGGGGACAAUGUAGGCUUCAACGUAAAGAACGUGUCUGUCAAAGACGUUAGACGUGGCAAUGUUGCUGGUGACAGCAAAAAUGACCCACCAAUGGAAGCAGCUGGCUUCACUGCUCAGGUGAUUAUCCUGAACCAUCCAGGCCAAAUUAGUGCUGGCUAUGCUCCCGUUCUGGAUUGUCACACGGCCCACAUAGCAUGCAAGUUUGCUGAGCUUAAAGAGAAGAUCGAUCGUCGUUCUGGUAAGAAGCUGGAAGAUGGCCCCAAAUUCUUGAAGUCUGGUGAUGCUGCCAUUGUUGACAUGGUCCCUGGCAAGCCCAUGUGUGUUGAAAGCUUCUCUGACUACCCUCCACUUGGUCGUUUUGCUGUUCGUGACAUGAGGCAGACAGUUGCUGUGGGUGUCAUCAAAGCCGUGGACAAGAAGGCUGCAGGAGCUGGCAAAGUCACCAAGUCUGCCCAGAAAGCUCAGAAGGCUAAAUGAAUAUUACCCCUAACACCUGCCACCCCAGUCUUAAUCAGUGGUGGAAGAACGGUCUCAGAACUGUUUGUCUCAAUUGGCCAUUUAAGUUUAAUAGUAAAAAAGAAUGGUUAAUGAUAAUAAUGCAUCGUAAAACCUUCAGAAGGAAAAGAAUGUUUUGUGGACCAUUUUUUUUUUGUGUGUGGCAGUUUUAAGUUAUUAGUAUUCAAAAUCAGUACUUUUUAAUGGAAACAACUUGACCAAAAAUCUGUCACAGAAUUUUGAGACCAUUAAAACAAGUUUAAUGAGAAGUCUGUGUUGGUCAAUGCUGAAAGUUAACUGUAUGGGGUCCCCAUGGUAUGUUCUAGGGAUCGGGUUCUGGUCAUCUGGCAUGACAGCAGUUACCUCCCCAGGACUGAGCUAUUUCAAAGGCCAUUUUUCAAACUGUAAACUCAUCCUUAAAAAUCCUACUGGUUAGGACAAAUGCCAUUUAGAUGCAUGAACCCAAGGUGGUAUAGUUGGGCAGACAUGGGUUCUACAGCUCAAUCGGUCUGGAACUGCAGUAGGUCAGACUGUUAAACAUACAGCUAAAUUUGCUAAAAUUUAGCUGUGUGCUUAUCACAUAGGAUUACUGACUGCACUGUUGGUGGAUAUUGGAAGUGAAGCAAGGUUGGAGGAUUAAUGAGUUCAGUUACAUGACUAAGGUUAAAUGUGAAUAGCUGAACAGGUUAAGUCCAAAGUGGCUAAGCAAAAGGCUCUUACAGAAUGAACUUGUCUAAUACGGUGUAAAACAGGCUGACUGUGAGGUGGUAUUUUAAUGGGACACCUCAACUGGAAAGAUCAGGGUGAAGGCUGUUCUUGAGAUUCAGGAAACUAGUAUUUAACAGAAUUUGGUCUAAUGGUUUGCAUGUUACAGUAACAGCACUUGAGUUGCCAGAAUAGCUAAUUGUGAAAUAAGUCCCAACAAGUCUGAAUGCUAACCUGAAGGAUGUGUGCUCGUAAGGCUGCAUGAAGCCCAUGUGAUCACAACAGGUGGCCUAAAUUUAGAUGAGAUUUGGCAAAAGUCUAAUAAACCCUUGGGAAUAUUUGACAUCCAA